Messenger RNA from Penicillium chermesinum, 1332 nucleotides. Its product is annotated as putative RNA 3'-terminal phosphate cyclase. Gene Ontology annotation, biological process: RNA processing. The coding region runs from base 1 to 1332 and encodes 443 amino acids. Gene Ontology annotation, cellular component: nucleus. The record is from RefSeq and is a predicted model, not a curated record. Gene Ontology annotation, molecular function: RNA-3'-phosphate cyclase activity. Lineage: Eukaryota; Fungi; Ascomycota; Eurotiomycetes; Eurotiales; Aspergillaceae. The transcript has a single exon.
AUGGCGGACCCAACUAAAGAUUCCCGCCCAGACCCACAACCACGCCAACACCCACGCCCCAUCGAACUAGAUGGCUGUACUCUCCAGGGAGGCGGCCAACUGGUUCGCAUUGCAAUGGCUCUAGCAGCCUUAACAGGUCGACCAAUCACUAUCAAGAAUAUCAGAGCUGGUCGCCCACGUGGUGGGGGUAUCAAACCUGCCCUUGCAGCAGGGAUCGAUCUUUUGGCUUCGAUCAGUGGUAGCACAGUGGUGAGCGGGCAUGUAGGAGCAACAAACAUGACUUUCCAACCACCACCACCACCAGCCAGCAUAAGUCCGACAGAGGGUUCCCUGGAAAUUGUCUCUUUAUCCAAUUUACAAGUCGAUCCCGAAUACCAUGUCUGCUUAUCGACGCCCGGCUCGACGCUGCUUGUGUUCCAAAUUCUGUAUCCAUACUUGAUGCAUGUGGCCACGCAGUCGCCGACGGGUUAUGUCAACUUGAGAGUCACCGGAAGCACCAACGCGGUAGCUGCCCCAUCUUACGAUUAUGCCGCUCAAGUGAUGGUACCUAACUUUGCCCGCCUGGGCCUCCCCAAGCUGUCCAUCACCCUACACAAGCGUGGCUGGGCUUCACCUCCCAUCGAGAUGGGCGAAAUGGGCUUCUCAAUCCAUCCUGUGAGCUCACUGGGACGCGGAAACCAGACAUCAUCCAAGACAAACCCCUUUCCAUCGAUCCAUAUCAUGGAUCAUGAGCGCGGGAAGGUCACCCAAAUCGAUAUUACCGUCCUGGCGCCAGAUGUCAUACUCCCUGGGCUACGGAUGACGGUUCGCAAGUACAUUGAGGAUGACAUGAAGAGGGCAUGCCAAGUACUUGAGACUGAAAAUCCGUCAUUGUUCGAGCCUGCGGCCGACCCAGACAACCCAGCUAGCCCCCGUCGUGAGUCGGUUCAGAUCCAUACUUCCGAGACGACUCAAAACAACCGCAUCUAUCUCUUACUUGUGGCUCACACUUCGACGGGCUUCAGGCUAGGCUUUGAUGCCCAGCUUGAACGUCGUCAGAUCGACAAGGGUAAAAUCAUUGAUAUCAUGGCAAGUUGCGUCGAGGGAUUCCUGCAUGAGAUCUCGGAUGAUCCCAAGCUGGAGGAUCAGCUGGAUGCUGAUCUGGGGCCCGUUCGGCGAUCAUGCCUGGAUUCCUACAUGCGGGAUCAGAUAGUGAUCUUCGAGGCUCUGGGAAAAAUCGGCCAGGCUGGUCCUCCGGAUUCGCGCAAGCGGGAGGACACACGAUACUUGUCGAGCCACACCAAAACGGCGCAGUGGGUUUGCAAGGAGAUACUCGGUACAUCGGAAACAUAA